Lathyrus sativus (Indian pea) is the source of this 288-nucleotide messenger RNA. The record is from the annotation of a GenBank genome assembly. NCBI's taxonomy places the organism in Eukaryota, Viridiplantae, Streptophyta, Magnoliopsida, Fabales, Fabaceae.
AUGAGAAUCGGUCGCCCUCGGCGUUCGAAUUGUAGUCUGGAGAAGCGUCCUCAGCGUCGGACCGGGCCCAAGUCCCCUGGAAGGGAGCCGGAGAGGGUGAGAGCCCCGUUGUGCUCGGACCCUGUCGCACCACGAGGCGCUGUCGGCGAGUCGGGUUGUUUGGGAAUGCAGCCCCAAUCGGGCGGUAAAUUCCGUCCAAGGCUAAAUAUUGGCGAGAGACCGAUAGCGAACAAGUACUGCGAGGGAAAGAUGAAAAGGACUUUGAAAAGAGAGUCAAAGAGUGCUUGA